AUACUGGGCACGCACCUGCCAUGAACGGAAAGAAAUCGCUCAACACACUAAUAUAAUCCACAAAGCACUUCAUCUACAACAGAACUUCAUCUUAACUCCCUAAAAAAUUAUUCUUGAUCUUUUUAGAUUAUUUACUAUAUACAAUGGCUGCCACCGAUCUUCUUGUCCUUACAGGAGCCACUGGUUUCCUAGGAUUCAAAGUCCUGACCAUUGCCCUUGCCGCUGGAUACAAUGUCCGACUUGUAGUCCGAUCCAUCAACAGGGCCAACAAGGUUCUCAACUCGCCGUCUAUCAAGGCUUUGAACCUUCGCGAAGAGAAGCUCUCGUUCGUUGUCGUUAAGGAUAUGGAAGCUCCAGGUGCUUUCGACGAGGCAGUCAAGGGAGCAACGUAUGUGAUUCAUUGUGCUUCUCCAAUCCCCAGCUUUGGCGGCGAAGCCGCUCCUACGCCCGAGCAAUAUGACGAGUUCUUCGUUCAGGCUGCUCGCCGAUCGACCAUCGGGCUUCUUGAAAGCAGCCAAAAGGCCGGUACUAUUAAGCGCAUCGUGAUUACCAGCUCUCUUGUCGCUAUCACUCCUUUCCAUUACUAUCUUGGUCAGGGGGACGACAAGACUUUCGACGCCGAGCACCGAAUUCCUUUAGACCAAGGCCCCUAUGGUUUUGAGUUUCAAGCCUACAGCGCCAGUAAAGCGGCUGCUCUGAAUGAUUCUGAGACUUGGGUCAAGGAAAAGAAGCCAAGUUUCGACCUGGUCAGCAUCGUUCCUGGAUGGAUCUUUGGUGCUGAUGAGCUGGCCACUAAGGUUCAAGACUUUGAGUCCAGCUCUACAAACUCAGUUCUGCUGGGUUUCCUCCGAGGUGGCCAGUCCGAUAUUCCAUCAAACAGCAAUGCGGUUCUGGUUGACGACGUUGCUCAGAUUCACGUAUUGGCUCUCGAUCCCAAGGUCCCUGGCAACCAGGCAUUCGUGGCUGCAGCAGAUGGGGUUAAUGGUAUGGUGUGGGAACAUGGCAUCAAUGUUCUGAAGGAGAAUUAUCCGGAGGCAAUCGCACAGGGACUCGUCAAGACGACUGGAAAGCAGCCAACCAUUACUAUUCGCGUUGAUGCUAAGAAGACUGAGGAGACUUUUGGUAUCAAACUUGCCGGGUUUGAUCAGCAAGUUAAGAGUUUGGUGAACCAGUGGAUUGAGGUUGCUAAGGCUUGAGGAGUGUAACUAAACUAAACCAUUCUAGAGUUUGCGUAAACUUGAAUAUCAAUACUUUGCAAUAGUCUUCUCC
This is a messenger RNA of Trichoderma asperellum CBS 433.97, 1269 nucleotides long. RefSeq lists its product as uncharacterized. The record is from RefSeq and is a predicted model, not a curated record. NCBI's taxonomy places the organism in Eukaryota, Fungi, Ascomycota, Sordariomycetes, Hypocreales, Hypocreaceae. Gene Ontology annotation, molecular function: oxidoreductase activity, acting on the CH-OH group of donors, NAD or NADP as acceptor.